This is a messenger RNA of Fusarium vanettenii 77-13-4, 771 nucleotides long. RefSeq lists its product as uncharacterized. The record is from RefSeq and is a predicted model, not a curated record. Lineage: Eukaryota; Fungi; Ascomycota; Sordariomycetes; Hypocreales; Nectriaceae. The transcript has a single exon. Gene Ontology annotation, molecular function: FMN binding. Bases 1 to 771 code for a protein of 256 amino acids.
AUGUCUAGUUCUCGUCCUACUCAGGCGGCGCCUUGGCGCUCUGCCUUCCUGACUCACGUCAACGAGUUGGAUUCACCGACGUUCAUGCUCAGCACCCUUCACCAUGACUCGUCAACCACCGUUACUCCUCGGUCUCGAACUGUUGUGUUUCGGGGCUUGUGGGCAGAGCUCCCGGCCAACCCCAAGAACAAGGCGCCGCUAAACCCGUCUGUGUACGAGAGCGACCUCCUCACCAUCACUACCGAUGCCCGCAUGGAAAAGAUCCCCGAGCUAUCCCCGGAUGGAUCCUCUCCCGCCCAGUCCGGCGGCGGCGGACCGGUAGAGGCCGUCUUCUGGGCCGUGCCGUCGAGGACCCAGUGGCGCCUCCGGGGCAGAGCUUAUCUGCUUGGUCCGGAUAUCAACGACCCCUCAGGAGCACAGGUCAGGGAGGUAUUGGAGAAACAUAUGCGUCGCAAAAACAGUGACGAUUCCAGCUCGUGGGAUUGGGCAAAGGAGGUGACGGCUCACUUUGGUAACAUGAGUCCCAUGAUGCGAGGAUCAUUCCGAAACCCGGCGCCAGGAACACCAAAGACUGAGAAGCCAGGGCCAGGACUGGGCUUGGGGCAGAAAGUAGAAGAUCUAGAUGAUGAGAUUGCGAGGAAGAACUUUCGUGUAGUUGUCAUCGUGCCAGAGGAGGUGGACCGGGUCGACUUGUCAGACCCAGAGGAGGGCAAAAGAUGGAACUAUCGCUUGGCUGGAGACUCGUGGGAGGAAACAGAGCUCUGGCCUUAA